AUGGCCCGGGAGAACGGAGACACCGGCGGCGGCGAGACGUGGAAGAAACAGGUCGAUGACAUCAAGAAGAGCUUCGACUUUAAAGAAGUCCUCGGAACAGGGGCGUUUUCAGAGGUGGUCCUGGCCCAGGAGAAGCUGACCGGCCGCAUGUUCGCCGUCAAAUGCAUCCCCAAGAAGGCGCUGAAGGGGAAGGAGAGCAGCAUCGAGAACGAGAUUGCCGUGCUGAGAAGAAUCAAGCAUGAAAACAUCGUUGCGCUGGAGGACAUCUAUGAGAGUCCGGACCACCUCUACCUGAUCAUGCAGCUGGUGUCGGGGGGAGAGCUGUUUGACCGAAUCGUGGAAAAAGGAUUUUACACAGAGAAGGAUGCGAGCACGCUGAUCCGACAAGUCCUGGAUGCCGUGAACUACCUCCACAAGAUGGGGAUCGUGCACCGGGACCUGAAGCCAGAGAACUUGUUGUAUUUUAAUCCACAAGACGAAUCUAAGAUCAUGAUAAGUGACUUUGGUCUGUCAAAGAUGGAGGGCAGUGGCGACGUCAUGUCCACAGCCUGUGGGACGCCAGGAUACGUGGCUCCAGAGGUUCUUGCUCAGAAGCCGUACAGCAAGGCGGUGGACUGCUGGUCCAUCGGAGUGAUCGCCUACAUCCUGCUGUGUGGUUAUCCUCCGUUUUAUGACGAAAACGACUCAAAGCUGUUUGAGCAGAUCCUUAAGGCCGACUACGAGUUCGACGCCCCGUAUUGGGAUGACAUCUCAGACUCUGCCAAGGACUUCAUCAGCUGUCUGAUGGAGAAAGAUCCGGCCAAGAGGUUCACCUGUGAACAGGCCCUCAGACAUCCCUGGAUUGCUGGGGACACAGCACUCUGCAAGAACAUCCAUGAGUCAGUCAGCCGGCAGAUCAGGAAGAACUUUGCCAAGAGCAAAUGGAGGCAAGCGUUCAACGCCACCGCCGUGGUGCGCCAUAUGAGGCGGCUACAACUUGGCAGCAGUAUGGACGCCUCCAAGCCCAGGCCGAGCCAGACGCAGAGGCUGGCCCAAAGCCAGAGCCAAGCGGGCCAGAACCAAACCGCUCAGAGCCAAAACAGCGGCCAGGCGGCGCCGAGCCUGGCCGCCAACAGCAACGCCAGCAAGAACUCCUCCAUAGAUAACAACGUAGCCGCUCCACGCAAAGAAUGUCUCCCGGCGCCCGUCACCCCUUGCAGCCUGGCAUCUGCCGCCUCUUCCCCGGCCGCCGGAACGGAGCUGAGCCGGCCCCACCCGUCGGCGGUGCCUGCCCCGAUGAUGACGGAGACCAAGUGACGGCAGGUCCCGCGGGGCACCAGCUGGGAGGCCACGGCGCUGUGAGAACGAGAGUCUAAGGUUCCAACAACAACGUAGAAAAGGAAACGUGAACGGGACGAGCAAAGAAGAGCGCGGCCGUACUCUUCACCGUCCUUCCCGCUCUUGGAUGCGUUCUCUUGGAUGUGCCGCCCAACUGGUUCCCCGCCCUGCUCCAACGAGAGCAGAGGACUCCAUUACCCACAAAACCCUUACGACGAUUGACGCCGCCAUCGCCAUACGUUACGGCCGCCAGGAUAGCUUGCAGGAUUCUUCUCGUAGCAUCAAAGCAUCCACUGACUCACAGAGCAAGUCUGCAUGGUCGGCUGCUCUGUGCUUACGCAGCAACUUAUGGAAUCUGAGCUGUCCUGUUUCGGUUUAUUCCGAUUUUUUUUUCUUUUCUUUUCAGUUUUUGACUGUUGGCAACUGGAUUGUUUGGUUCUUCUUUCUUCCUGUUCAUUUUGAAGGCGGCAUGUGUAACUUUCAGAGCGUCGCCACUUUGGUGUGAUUACUGUAAAUAAGCCAUAGCUGAGAUCACCGACGAGGAGUCAGCCCCUUCACUGCUGUUGUUCUGUAGGCAUUCCUCUCGAUGACGCCCCGUUUCCCAUAAUUCCGCUGUCUCAUAUCACCUUCACCGCAUUCUGUGUUUUGAAUAUCGCUCCAAAACACAGUCUUCUGUGCAGCGAGCCCUCUGGGUUUGCACAGACUCCACCGAUGCUGAUACGAUUGGGUGAAAGUCUCAUGAAAGCUCCUCAGCCGCUUGUUUUCAACGUUCCUGCUUGCAGAAGUGCUUUAAAAGAACCACGUGACUGUUUGGAGAAGUGGAGACAUGCGCUUUAUCUUUUUUGCACAGGGAAAGGUCAGACAUGUUGUCUCUGGCCAAUUAGCUGCCACGCACACAGAUUUAUCAGACGGAAGAAGAAGAGAAAAAAAAAGAUUGUAAACCUAGAAACAAAAACGGAUGUCUUGCAAUGGUUAAUUGUGUGAAGUUAUUGAAUUCGUUGGAUGACUUAAUUUUUUUUUUGUCUUUUUGUAACAAUCACCCUUUAAGGGAGACGCACACAGAAGAAGCUGCGGACCGCAGAGAAUGACGAAUCUAUUUUGACCUGAGAACUGCUGAAUGAGUAGGAGAGCCGCCAGCAGUGCAAGGAUGUAUUCACACCCUUUGAGCUUUUUAGUCACAUUACAACAUGUCAUGAUGCUGCCACCACCGUAUUUCACCUGUCAUUAUCUCAUGUUAGUGGGGGUUCCCAGACGUUUCUCUGACCUGCCUCCCCAGAUCCCUGACCGGCCCGUCAGCCCCCUAACAAGCCAACCAGCAGUGCUACUACCAAUAAAGUUUAUUUCACUAAUCAAUAAUUAUUACAUAAAUGCUAACCUCAUACAUUCUGAUUUUUCUUGUCAAAACAUUCAUUCUGCACUCACUAUGUUAGGUUUAGGGGCAAAAUUUAUAGCUUGAUCAAUUUGAGUGGCAGCCAAAUAAGAGCUAAAUAAAUUACUUUAACCUAUAUUUUAUUGUAAUGAUUAAAAAAAGGAGUGGAUUUUUUGAUUUUUAAAAAAUGAUUAAAAAAUUUUUUUCUGCCCUUUUCAUCUUCCCUCCAUGGUUCUGAGGCCCCCUAGUGGCCUCGGAAAAUAUACGUCGAACUUUGUGCUGUUAAUUUGGUAAAGCAUGCAAAAGUUCAAGGGAUGUGAAUACUGUUUCUUUUUUUUAAGUCUGGGGUGCAGGAUGGGUGGGUGACCGUCAGGACGCCGUCCGCCCUGCUGUUUGUUCCCCUCUCUGACGAAGCCAUGAUCUCACCUGCCGGUUCUUCAAGCUGUCCUCAGGGAAACCUGCAGCUGCACUGUGAGCUGGCUAUCUCCAGCUUCCUGUUGGCUUUUUUUUUCUUUUCCCCCUCUUUUGUUCACAGGAAGCGUUCUGGGCGUGGCUGCGGUUCACGAUCCGAUGUUAGAGAUCGGAGCUCGGCUCUCAUCCCGUCGCAUUAAAGACGUGUGACAUGAACUUUGAGGAUAAAGACAAAACUGGUCCUUUCUGUUGCAGACUUCUUGAAACUUACCUGAUUAGAUAUAAGCUGAGUUUUGUUCUUUGUUUUUUUUUAUAUUAGCUUUAUGGAUUUGCUAGCUGAGCUUCUUUCCUGUAAGUUUUUUGUGUUUAAUCGUCGUUUUCUCCAUUUUUUCUUCUUCUUGUUUUAAGUAGCCUGAUUUAAACAAGCCAACUGAUAAUAUUCUUUGUUUAUUAUUAUUAUCAUUUUUUUAAAGACAUCAUUUAAAACCAGAACUGUUCACUGCCAGGUGCUCCCUCUCACACACAUAUCAGAUUGUCAAGUUCUUGUUAAAUGCAAUUUUUUUUUCUUAUCCCUUUAUUGUGAAAUGUAGCCAAAGACUUGUUGGUUUUUUUUUUUUUUUUUUUUUUGACUAAAUUGAUUCAUGUUGAAGCGGUUAAAACAGAGUUGAAGCAUUUCGGAACACAAGCUAAAACUAAAGGGCUGAUCUCCAUCUGCAAACUAAUGUAGAAACCUGCGGAGCUUUGAUCCUUUCUCUGGCCGUGCGUCUUUAUUAUCUUCAGUCUUGCUGCUAAAAGAAGAGGGCGUCUCGGUGAAGGCUGGCGAUGUUAGCACAUCUGGAUCUGAGGGGUUGGCAGUAAACCAAAACCCAAUUUGCCACAUCGUUUGGUGCGUUAGGAAUCACCUGAGGUUGACUUAAAGGGACCGCAACGAGACAUCUCUCAGUCUGGACACCGGUCGCAGAAAUGCAGUUUUUUUUUUAUUAUUUGCGGCGUGGUUUGAUCUAUUUCUGUUUCCUUGCUUUGCUGAAGUGUUCUUUAUUUUUUUCUGUCAGUGCUAAAACUCUAUUAUUGGUCACUUCGACUGUAGCUUCACAGGGAGUGUUGGCUGGUGGGAUGCAUGUUGGUGAAGAAUCGCUGGGUUUCCAUAGCAGGAAACGGUUUGACGGCCUGCAGGAUUUCAGUGGUUAUUUUUGCAAAUAUAUACCAAAUCUAAUUUUUCACGAUACAGUUAUGAUUUUUGUUGUUGUUUUUCAGUAACGUUCUGUUAAAGGGUAACACACGACCUUUACGUUGCAAGAUAUUUUAAUAUUUUAACGCGUUUGUUUUUUGAUGAGGUGUUAGCUGGGAAGUAAGAAAAGUUCAAACAUUUAUUAAAUAUUACACACAUGAAUCGCUUUGAGGUUUUUCACAUUGGAGCGUUUUUAAUACCGUCAAAUUGCGCUUUGAUCAUUUCCUAUCUCAGACUAGCUUAUUUGCAUACUGUAUAAAUACCUGAAGAAAGAUAUCUAAUUCAGUUAAAUUAUUAACUGCUUGCCAUAUUUUAACAGAAAAUUGUAAGUUAUGCUUUUGAAAGCUAAGAAUAGUGUAAAAUGAUUCCAGAAGCAUUUUAAUGGCAUUAAAACAUAAUUAUUCUGGUUAUAAUGUCCAUAAAUAAUGUUCUAAAUGUUGAUACUUUAUGUUAAAUUGAUCUGUAAUUUAGAAAAUAUGCCUUCCACUCAAAUGAUUUUAAACAAAAGGCCACCAUAACUCAUUCACUCACACACGUUUAAUUCGCUGCAUCACUUCAACACAAUUAUGCAACAUGCCUCCAAUAAUGUGACAUUUAUGUCUCAAACAGCUGAAUUGCUUCAAGCCGUUUCCAAUGCAACACGUCUCCACUCAGAAAUGAAGGAGGUGAUCAGACAUGGCCGUGUCCGGUGGGUUCUUAAAAAGAAAAUCAAUCUGAAAAAAAUGAUUCCCUUUUUUUUUUUUUUUGCCCCUCAGUGAUAUCUUGUUCCAUUUUUCCAUAGAGAAACCCGAAAAAUCCCUUUGUUGUGUGUUUCCACGUAACCGAGUGGAACUUCUAAGGGCUUUAGUCAAAUGAUCACCUUAAUCUGAUUAAUUGCUGUGACAGUAUAUGUUGCAGUUGAUUGCUAUGCAUUUGUUUGUUUUUUUUUUCUUUGUUUUAAACUGUAAUAUGUUUUCUCUACUUGUUCUUAAAUGCAGGAACAGAAAAUGCAGAGAUUAGCAGCUCUGGUGGGAAGUACAAAACAGAUUCCCCGUUACGUGUUUCACCUUUUCAAACAUUUGCCUUUUAAAAUAAAAUAGAAUAUUAAUUCCUCACCAUUUGCUUCUAAAUAAGGUCGAUUUUGUUUAGAUAAACUGUAACUCCCUGACACGGGGAUGUUAACAAAGCCACCAAUUUAUGGUUUUUGUUCAUCUGACAUUAAACGUGACGUCCAGGAUGUCGACCAUCAGCUAAGAGGCAAACAGAGGAUCAGUUUCAAUGUCUGCUGUGUUUUUUUUUUAAAAACAACAUCUGAAUGAAUCUUUUUUUAUAUAUUAAUCAUGCUACUGUAAAUAGAUUGUGAAUAUAAAUGAUCUUUUUGGAGAUAUUUAUGGACUCUGUGGUUGAAGAGUUUGUGGAUGGAUGAGGGAAGCUGAUUGUAUCGUCUGUGGAAUGUUCAAUGUAAAAACGACAAAAACAAGGAGAGAAAAAAAAAGCUAAAACUCCCCUUUACUUCCCUGUAAGUUUUCAGAAACACCGUCAGCCGAACAGAAAUGGCAUCACUCACAGAACUCAGGCCUCUGAUUUUUUAUUUAUUUUUUUUUAUUUGCCAUUCAUUCUAAAGGAAGAAAUCUAAAGCUGUGAUCGACUCAGAAACACACUGUUAUGGACUGUUUUGAAAACACUCUCCUUUUUAUCUUAUUUAUUUAAAUUUUUUUUUUUUUUUUACUUAAGAUGCCGCAGAAGUGCACCACACACACACACACACACACACACACACACACACACUCAAACAAAACAUAGAAACAUAAGCAUGUUGGGGAGAAACAGUGCUUCAAGAAUUCAAUCUCACAUUGAGUGUUUGCAUUAUCUUAUAUGCCCUUGUUACGGUGUUACUAUCUCUGUAUUGUGUAAAGAUAUACACAGUUUGAUAUGCAUGAGCCUCCGAUAGCAGAGGAAGAGUUUCAGUCCUAUGAUCAGGCAGUGUUCAGGAGUUUUUUACCGACUAACUCAUAAAUAUAUCAAACUAGAGCUUAGUCAAAAAAAGCGACUAAAAAUGGUACACAUUUAUAUUCUCUCUGAUGCCCCUCAAUAAAAUAACCUAAGUAGUUAAACAGGUUUUGCGUCCGCUUCAGCAUUCUGAAUGUUUUUCUGUUGGUCUACGUCAUCAGGCUUCAAUAAUAAACUUGAAGGCUGGUUGUAACAUGUAAAACGUUCAUGACUCAAUCUGAAAGCAGCAGCUUGUCUAGAAUAAGGCCUGGUUUCAUCAGCCUGGUUCUGUCUACAGACUGAUACCAAUCAUCAAUACCAUUGGUAUUGAUGAAGGUACACAGUGCUCUGCCUCAGUAGCUGCGCUUCCGUUGGCCGUAUAGUUGCGCACUUUGAUAUUUCGAAAAAAAAUUCGCGUGAUGGAAAUACACCAAUUUAGACAGCAAAACUGAAAAAGGUUUUUGCUGUAGGAUGAGGUCGUUUUUCAGUGUCAAAAUGGGUGUAUUUCACUGAAACUGCAAUGGAAACUUUUCUUUAGCACAUGAUCAACACAUGAUCAACAAGCGGAUGUCACUGCUGGAGGCAAAGACAAAGAAGACGACAGGAAGUGGCAGGAAGACGAUGGUGUGGCAUGCUUUUUCAUGACUUAUUCACGUGUUAUUUUAUUUGUAACUUAACAUAAAACACCGCAAUUGCAAAAAUUUUCAACAGCGGAAUAUUAACAAAGUUUUGCGCACAUUUUUAAUGGAAACACAGCUACUGAGGGUCCCUCUAGCUGUGUAGUCAUUUUACCUUUUAACACGCACGGUUUCUUCUUUUUCUUUGCUCAGGAAGUGGCUAAAAACAAGCAUUUUUCAGUCAUUCGGCUAGCUUAGCAAGCUAGCAUUGGAAAUUUAGAAAAAUUAGCAUGUGUUAGUGUGUUGCAGUUCACUCCGUAGCAUUAGCAUUCACUUCCAUUUAGCCUUGUUUUUAUAGAAAGAAAUAAAGACUAAGUGUUGACUCACGUGGUUGAACAGAAUUAUAAAUGUGGAAAUGGUGCACCGUUAAUAAUUUUCCCACAUGAAACACCAACUGAGAAGCGAACAUGUAACUUUUCCACUCGGAGCAAACGCCCGGUUCAUAAAACAGCACUGCUGCAUUUUGGAGAUGGUAAUUGUUUUGUCCACUUUUAGGCUAGUUGUUAGCCUAAAACAGCUAACUUAUUCCUGAUAAGGUUUCCACAGAUUUUCACUUUGCAAAUUCCGAAUGAUCCCUUCAACAGUUCCGUUGUCAGUCAGGCGGCAUGCGAUGAAAGCCCUGCUGGCUGUAGGAGCUCUGUCCUUGAGAAGAGUUUGGACUGAAACUCUCUCUGUGCUGUCAGCGGGGGCCCUGUGUCUCUCUGUGAUUGUCCUUGUCCAGAGCCGGCUCAGCUAGCUAGCCGGCCAUAUUUACUCUCUGCAUGUGACCACAACAAACCCCCAUCUUGUGCACCAUUGUCGCGUUGACGACACCGGAGCGGGAAGACGAUGAUGAUGAUGAUGACUUUUUGUUGAUGGGGCUUGUGUUUGAGAUGCCUUCGACAAUCAUGUUCACAUAUCAGACCCACCAUGACGACACAGGCUGGAGAAACUGAUUCUGUUUGUUAUUCUGGAAUAAAACCUGAAUGACUGCA
Poeciliopsis prolifica (blackstripe livebearer) is the source of this 7944-nucleotide messenger RNA. RefSeq names its product calcium/calmodulin-dependent protein kinase 1Da (gene camk1da). Gene Ontology annotation, biological process: peptidyl-serine phosphorylation. The record is from RefSeq and is a predicted model, not a curated record. The coding region runs from base 1 to 1296 and encodes 431 amino acids. Lineage: Eukaryota; Metazoa; Chordata; Actinopteri; Cyprinodontiformes; Poeciliidae. Gene Ontology annotation, cellular component: intracellular anatomical structure; cytoplasm. Gene Ontology annotation, molecular function: calmodulin binding; calcium/calmodulin-dependent protein kinase activity; ATP binding. The transcript is spliced from 11 exons.